AUGCCGGCGCUAAGUGCUGCCGAGGUAUUGAAAGCAUGGGAGGCUAGUCCAACAGUCUUGAAACCGACACCCAAAGAGAAGAUUGUACCAGUCAAAGGAAAGCGGAAUAUAUUGAUCACAUCUGCUCUUCCGUAUGUCAAUAAUGUACCACACUUGGGCAACAUCAUCGGAUGUGUGUUGAGCGCGGACGUUUUUGCUAGGUAUUGUCGGUUGCGUGGCUAUGAAACCCUCUACAUCUGUGGGACUGACGAGUAUGGCACUGCUACUGAAACAAAAGCCCUGCAAGAAGGUGUGACUCCUAAAGAGAUCUGUGACAAGUUUCAUGUCAUUCAUAAAAGCAUCUACGAGUGGUUCAACAUAGAAUUCGAUAAAUUUGGACGAACUACCACACCACAGCAAACAGAGAUUGCCCAGGAUAUAUUCCUGAAACUUCACAAGAAUGGCUUCACCUCCUCAUUAUCGAUCGAUCAACUGCAUUGCCAAAAAUGUGAUAAAUUUUUGGCUGAUCGUUUUGUGACUGGCAUCUGUCCAUUCUGUGGCUUCGAUGACGCUCGUGGUGAUCAGUGUGAUGCCUGCGGACGUCUUAUCAAUGCUGUCGAACUGAAGAGUCCUAAAUGUCAUAUUUGUAAGGUUUUUGUGGACUUUUACUUGUUAUCUCUGUUUCUUAUGCUGAAGAAAUGCUUACUGUCAAGUUGGCACUUGAUUGAAAUUGCCAAACCUGAUACGCGAUGGUCACCAAAUGCCAUAGCAAUAGUAAAGGGAUGGAUCAAGGGUGGACUUGAAAAGCGUUGUAUCACUCGUGAUCUGAAGUGGGGCACGGCAGUCCCUUUAGCAGGCUAUGAAAACAAAGUCUUUUAUGUGUGGUUUGAUGCCCCGAUUGGAUAUUUGUCCAUCACCAAAUGCUUACUAGGUGAUAAUUGGGAGAAAUGGUGGAAGAAUCCCGAAGAAGUAGAACUGUUUAAUUUCCUGGGAAAGGAUAAUGUUGCUUUCCAUGGUGUGAUGUUUCCUUGCACACAGUUGGGGGCUCGCGAUAACUAUACCAUAGUCAAUCACGUAUGUGCUACUGAG
Messenger RNA from Cylicostephanus goldi, 1068 nucleotides. Lineage: Eukaryota; Metazoa; Nematoda; Chromadorea; Rhabditida; Strongylidae. The record is from the annotation of a GenBank genome assembly.